Onthophagus taurus is the source of this 1483-nucleotide messenger RNA. It is a transcript of the gene Pka-C3, whose product is annotated as Protein kinase, cAMP-dependent, catalytic subunit 3. Lineage: Eukaryota; Metazoa; Arthropoda; Insecta; Coleoptera; Scarabaeidae. Gene Ontology annotation, biological process: protein phosphorylation. The record is from RefSeq and is a predicted model, not a curated record. Gene Ontology annotation, cellular component: cytosol; cAMP-dependent protein kinase complex. Gene Ontology annotation, molecular function: cAMP-dependent protein kinase activity; ATP binding.
UUCGUGGUCGAGUGUCGCCGCGAUUGAGAGCUUUCACUUUAUAUACGAGGCUCUUUGAAACAACAUUUUAAAGACAAGAGAGAAAUAAUUUCAAAUUUCUACAAGAAAAUUAAUCGCCAAAACGAUUUUAAGUAACACGUGUUAGAUUUAUCAAUGACUGACUGUUUGCUGCAAGUGCAGCAGGACUUUGACCGUCCGAGAAUGGCAGAUUCAACAAAGAUGAGAUCGCGACAAGAAAGUACCGAAAGUGUCACCUCUUCGAAUGCCACCGAAGGUUCUUGUGAAGAUGAUAAGGAUAAUGAAAUGGAUGAUUUACAUAUUAUUAAAACAGUGGGAACUGGUACAUUUGGGAGAGUACUUUUAUGUCGUAAUAAAUCCACGGAUGAAUACUCCGCAAUGAAAAUUUUAAACUUAGCCGAUGUUAUAAGAUUAAAACAAGUUGAACAUGUUAAAAACGAGAAGAAUAUUUUAUUGGAAAUCAAUCAUCCUUUCAUCGUAAACUUAUUUUGGUGCCAUAGAGAUGAUACAAGUAUUUAUAUGCUUUUCGAAUAUGUUUGUGGAGGAGAAUUAUUUUCGUAUUUAAGAAACGCAGGAAGAUUUAGUACUCAAAAUGCAAAUUUUUACGCUUGCGAAAUUAUAUCGGCUGUAGAUUAUUUACACUCGAAGAACAUUGUUUAUAGAGAUUUAAAACCUGAAAAUCUUCUUCUUGAUAAAGAGGGUCAUUUGAAAAUAACCGAUUUUGGAUUUGCUAAGAAAUUAACCGAUCGAACGUGGACUCUUUGCGGAACACCUGAAUAUUUAGCACCGGAAAUCAUUCAAAGUAAAGGACAUAAUAAAGCUGUUGAUUGGUGGGCUUUAGGAAUUCUUAUUUAUGAAAUGUUGGUUGGUUAUCCACCCUUUUACGACGACAAUCCAUUUGGAAUUUAUGAAAAAAUUUUAAGCGGAAAAAUUGAAUGGGUUCGGCACAUGGAUCCCGUUGCGAAAGAUUUAAUCAAAAAAUUAUUGGUUCAAGAUAGAACGAAGAGAUUAGGGAAUAUGAAAAGCGGUGCAGAUGACAUUAAAAGGCAUAGAUGGUUCAAAGGAAUCGAUUGGCAAGAUGUCAUCAUGCGUAAAUUAAAGCCUCCCAUUGUACCGAAGAUUUCUAAUGAUGGAGAUACAAGUAACUUUGAUGAGUAUCCCGAAGUUGACUUUAGAACAGCAAGACCUUUGGAAGAAGCCGAAUUGAAGCAAUUUGAAGAUUUCUAAAGGGAAAACGACGGUUUUCUUAACUAUUUUAAUGUGAUAUGUAACAAUAACCUGGUUGACUUUUGUUUUAUUAUUAUAAUUUUUUUUAUUAGUCAGAUAAGUUUUUGUUUGUUGAUUUAUUAGUGUAAAUAACUAGUUAGGGUGAAGUAUGUGAUGUGUGUGUACAUAGAAGAAAAAAAUUAAAUUAUACUUCCUUUUCAAUUAUUUUCAAUUAAUUAAAAUGAUUUGUAAAGUAAUA